Molecule: messenger RNA, 4695 nt
Organism: Cuscuta europaea
Lineage: Eukaryota; Viridiplantae; Streptophyta; Magnoliopsida; Solanales; Convolvulaceae
Source: the annotation of a GenBank genome assembly
AAAGAGUUGCUCAUGAAUCUGCUUCCUCAAUUCUCAAUUCACCAGGCCGUAGUCGGCCGUAAAAUCGCCGGCCACCGUUGCACUUCAAUUCAGUGAUCGCUACUCAUCAGUCAUCAACACCACGCUUUCCCUUUGAACUUCAUCGUUUAUAUCAGAAGCAUUCAUAUACAGGAUGGCUCCGAAGAAAAAGCAACAGAGGCAUAUAUCUUCAUCAUCCAAAGAAAAGGUUCCUUCUUCAUCUGGUCCAAAGCUGCAGAUAUCAUAUGAGAACGAGAACCGGCUGCGGAGAUUGUUACUGAACUCCGGCCGGUCCUGGGCUCGAGCUCCAGUUGACGUUUCACUCUCCAAGGCCCAGAAGGAAAAAAAGCUUCGCACCAUUUACGAGAAGCUCUCAUGCGAAGGAUUCAAUGAUGAUCAAAUAGAACGAGCACUCUCCGCUCUUAAGGAUGUUGCAACACUUGAGGCUGCUCUAGAUUGGCUAUGUUUGAAUUUGUCUGGGGAUGAGCUCCCAAAGAAGUUUUCUAGUGACACUUUGCACUUAAAUGAAGGUUCUGUUGGCAUCAUUUCAAAUGUAAGAGAAGAUUGGGUUCCCUCCACAGAAUCAUCAGCUGCAGGAGCAAGGGAUGAAAUAAUGGAUGUGAUCACGAAACAACGAAGGGAUGAUGAAACUAUUGAUUCUGUUGAGCGAGCUCAAGCAGAUUGGAUCCGCCGGUAUAUGAGAGAACAAGAGGAUGAGUCUGAACCUGAAUCGGACCUGAUUGAUGGCACUUCUUCAAAGCAGUCUAGGCGUAGCCAUGAAACUAUAGUCAGAGAGUUUCAUGCUGCAAGGCUGGAAGCUAUACAUGCAAAAGAGACCGGUGACAAGAAAGGACAAGAGCAAGCAAGCAGAGUUAUAUGCAAAAUCAAGCAGGAGUUGUCUGCCCUAGGAUUGUCAGAUGAUGUCCUUGAAUCUGGAUAUGAAAGUUCUCACCAGGAUAUGCAGAGACUGACUUGCUCUUCCAUUCCUUGUGAGAACUUGGAAGGAGAUGCUGUUACUUUACAAAAUGCAGAAGGUUGCGGAACUCCUACUCUUAAUGAGUGGGAGUUCAAUAUUGGUAAAGAAGUGGUUAAGUUAUCUGCUGAAAAUGACUCUGCAAGUGUCUCCUUACCUGAGAAGACUGAAUCAGAAGGAGAAACAGCUGAUGAGGAACUUGGUAAUUUUCUAUUUGAAGAGGAUUCAGCUGUUUUGCCUGCUGAAGUUUUGGAUCUGCAAAGAAAGGAGAAAUUGAGAGAACUAUUAUCUGAUAAAAAUUUAGAGAAGCUAGAAGGUGUAUGGAAGAAGGGAGAUCCAAGAAAGAUUCCAAAGGCUUUUCUACAUCAGCUUUGUCAGAAAUCAGGAUGGGAUGCACCAAAAUAUACAAAAGUACUUGAUAAGAGAAAUUGGUCUUGUUACACCGUAAGUAUAUUGCGCAAAGCAAGUGGAAGGGGUAAAAGCAGAAAAGCUGGGGGGCUUAUGACAGUUGAGCUUCCAGAACAGGAUCAGAUAUCGGGUAAUGCUGAGGAUGCACAGAAUAAGGUGGCAGCUUAUGCUCUCUAUCAGUUGUUUCCAGAUCUCCCUGUUCACUUGCCAAUCACAGAGCCAUAUGCGUCAAUUGUCCUCCACUGGAAAGCAGGUGAAUGUUUGGCCAAUAUAGUAGAAGAUCAAGAAGAACGUAGAGACUGUUUUAUCAAUUUAUUAUUGGAUGCCAAUGAGACGGGUACCAUUGCUCCUUUAAGUGUUACUGAUAAUUCAACUGAGGAUAUGAUGCACAAGCCUCAAGCUACAGAAGAUCAAACUACUAUCUGUAAUUUCAAAAUUAAAAAGCCAGAUCUGAGAAAAGAUUCAGAAAGUGUUUAUUUGAAGCAAGAGCAAGAGAAUAAGAAGAAAAUGAAGAAGUACCAGGACAUGUUGAAAUCCAGAGCUUCCCUUCCCAUUGCCGAGCUAAAGGAUGAUAUUUUACAUUCACUGGAAAAGAAUGAUAUUUUGGUUGUCUGUGGGGAAACAGGAUGUGGGAAAACCACUCAGGUUCCUCAAUUUAUAUUGGAUGACAUGAUUGAAUCAGGAUGUGGUGGAUAUUGUAAUAUCAUUUGCACACAACCUAGGAGAAUCGCGGCAAUUUCUGUAGCUGAAAGAGUUGCUGAUGAGAGAGUUGAAUCAUCACUGGGUUCACAUGAUUCUUUGGUUGGCUAUCAAGUUCGCCUUGAUAGUGCAAGGAAUGAUAAAACAAAGCUUCUCUUUUGUACAACUGGGAUCCUCUUGAGAAUGAUUGCGGGUAACAAAGAUUUGAGUGGUAUAAGCCACAUCAUUGUUGAUGAAGUGCAUGAACGAUCUCUUCUGGGUGAUUUUUUGCUUAUAGUGUUGCGGAAUCUUGUUGAGAAGCAAUCUGCUCAUGGAAUUGCAAGCCUAAAAAUCAUACUGAUGUCUGCCACGGUUGAUUCACAUUUAUUUUCACAAUACUUUGGUCAUUGCCCUGUAAUUACUGCACAAGGAAGAACACAUCCUGUCUCAACUUAUUUUCUAGAGGAUAUUUUUGAAAAUCUCAACUAUCGCCUCACAACUGACUCUCCAGCUUCUAUGAACUACGGAACACCCACAAUAGACAAGAGAGGUCCUGUUGGAAAUCACAGAGGGAAGAAAAAUCUUGUCCUAUCUGCAUGGGGAGAUGAAUCAUUGCUUUCUGAUGAUUGUGUUAAUCCAUAUUAUAAUCCAAUUAGCUAUCAGACAUACAGUGAGCAAACCCGAGAAAACUUGAAAAGAAUGAAUGAAGAUGUCAUAGACUAUGAUCUUCUAGAAGACCUUGUAUGUCAAAUUGAUGAUACUUACCCUGAGGGUGCAGUGUUGGUUUUUUUACCUGGUGUUGCGGAAAUACAUAUGUUGCUUGAUAGACUAAGUGUUUCAUAUCGAUUUGGUGGACAAUCUUCUGAAUGGCUUCUUCCUUUACACUCUUCUAUAGCAUCUGAGGAUCAGAGAAAGGUGUUUCUAAGACCUCCGGAGAGCAUUCGUAAAGUUAUAAUUGCUACAAAUAUUGCAGAGACUAGUAUAACAAUAGAUGAUGUGGUCUAUGUGGUAGACUGUGGAAAGCACAAGGAAAGUCGCUUUAAUCCCAUAAAGAAACUGUCAAGCAUGGUUGAAGAUUGGAUAUCUCAAGCAAAUGCAAGACAGCGCAGAGGAAGAGCUGGACGUGUUAAGCCAGGAAUCUGCUUCUGUCUGUAUACGCGUCAUCGAUAUGAAAAGCUCAUGAGACCAUAUCAGAUACCUGAGAUGUUGCGGAUGCCUUUAGUUGAACUAUGUUUGCAAAUCAAGUUGCUUUCUCUAGGAAACAUAAAAAUGUUCUUAUCUAAGGCUCUAGAGCCUCCAAAGGAAGAGGCCAUUACAUCCGCAAUUUCUUUGUUAUAUGAGGUGGGAGCCAUUGAAGGAAAUGAAGACUUGACUCCUCUUGGGUUUCAUUUAGCAAAACUCCCAGUUGAUGUACUAAUUGGAAAGAUGAUGUUGUAUGGCACUAUUUUUGGUUGUUUAUCACCAAUUCUUUCUAUUUCAUCUUUUUUGAGCUACAAGUCUCCAUUUGUUUAUCCAAAAGAUGAGAAGCAAACUGCUGAAAGAGCCAAGCUGGCUCUAUUGGGCGACAAACUUAGCGGCGAAACUGAUUCUUGUGAUGGCAAUGUGCAAUCUGAUCAUCUUCUAAUGAUGGUCGCAUAUAAGAAAUGGGAGAAGGUUUUGUGUGAGAAUGGAGCUAAAGGAGCACAGAGAUUUUGCAACUUAUAUUUCUUAAGCAAUUCCGUUAUGUAUAUGAUAAGAGACAUGAGAAUACAAUUUGGAACAUUGCUAGCAGACAUUGGGCUCAUUGAAAUUCCCAAAAGCUUUCAGAUCUCUGGAAAAAGGAAAGAAAAGAUUGGUAGUUGGCUCUCUGAUACAGCACAACCAUUUAAUGUGCAUGCAAAUCAUUACUUAAUUAUUAAGGCAAUACUUUGUGCUGGUCUCUAUCCCAAUGUUGCUGCCACAGAAGAUGGUGUUGCUACAUCUCUUCUUGGAUCCAUAAAACAGUACAUGGGGCAAAAACCAAAAAGUCAGUCCAUGUGGUUUGAUGGAAAAAGAGAAGUUCACAUUCACCCUUCUUCAAUUAACUCUACUUCGAAAGCUUUACAAUAUCCAUUUCUUGUCUUUCUUGAAAAGGUGGAGACAAAUAAAGUAUUUCUGCGGGAUACCACCAUAAUCUCCCCUUAUUCCAUUUUGCUGUUUGGCGGUUCAAUAUGCGUGCAGCAUCAGAGUGGAAUAAUCACCGUAGAUGGAUGGUUGAAAGUCCGGGCAGCGGCACAAACUGCUGUGCUUUUCAAAGAACUUCAGCUGACUCUCCGUCAUAUUCUUAAGGAGCUGAUUCAGAACCCACAGAGUGCAAGCAUAAAGGAUAAUGAAGUUAUCAGAUCCAUAAUACAGUUGCUGUUGGAAGAAGAUAAACCACCCAAAUAAAGUUCCGUACCUUGAGUCAGUGUUAUGAUGUAAUACUAAUUAGUUGUAAUAAUAUAACAAUGUUCAACGCAGGUCAGUAUGAUAUUACUGUUAUAAAGGGUUAAACUAUUAAUAGAAAGGUGUUUAGCUCUGUUGUGACAAAAGUACGAUAGAAUUGUUGAAUUUCACUUUUUUAAUGGAAUAAAUUUCACUUUCCUGUGAGUUUUAGGCCA